AGACGGUAAAAUGAGUCGUCCUCGCGAAAGACUCUCCAGACGAUGGAGUACUAUGGAGACGAUUUCUAAGAGGAACGAUCCCUCCAGUUCCGAAGAAUCUUCGUCGCCUACCAACAGCAUCGAGUAUUCGCCACCUGCGAAAAGCACCAGCACACCUUUGAGAAGCAGGUGGUCGGAUUUGGAGCAAAUCAACAGGUCUCCGCGACAUGCUCGAGGAAAGGUUGACGAUGUAGAACCGUCUCCAGAUGAAAGAAGAUUACAGAGACAUAAAGCUGGUCGAGACAAGUCUCAGAAUAGUCGUAGAACUGAAAAGAGGAAAGAAAGAUAUGACCGGCAUACGAAACGGAAGAGCGAUUCUGAAGAGUCGGAAAAUGAGAAACGGAAGGAAACGUCUACUUCAGAAUCGACUGAGGAGGAUAAUGGUGAAGGAGACGGAGAACAUCCGAAACGAAAACAGCGAAGAUUUCGAGAGGACAAUGAACUGCCAAUUACGGAGAUUCUGCGAAGAUCCCAGGAAAAUGCUCGAACGAAAUACGAGCAGCAACCACCGUUUCCGGUACUAACGACGGAUAAGAUUUACGUGCAACACAGAGAUGGUUUCAGUGCUAUGAAAAUCAAUCAAUCAAGAGAUUCUCGAAGAAGAGAGAAGCAAGACAUAGGAAGCGAUAUCGUUGAAAAUCAAGGUUCUCCGCCUAUAAGAAUAGCUGUGUUGAUUCAAAAGUUUUGGAAAAAAACUGGUCUUGUGUAUCAAGGUCUUCUGGGUGGUAUGGCUCUCAUGCAUUUUAUAAUGUUGCAUAUAUUCUUUGAUGCUUCCAUGGAAUUCGUUGCUGAAUAUUCGAUGAUCAGUGAGAUUUACGCGAGUAUCUUUUCUCUUCUCGUCACAUUGUGUAUCGUGUCGAGUUUUGAUAAAUUCGAUCUGGCACGAUUCGACAUGGAGCAUCUCCGCGAGAUCUACCUCGACUACAGCAAAGCCGUAAUCGCGGUUCCUUUGUACUUGAUUACAUUCUGUCUUCAUCAAGUCUGCGCGAAGACCGACAAUCAACUGAGCUUGGCACGCUAUUAUAAUUCAAAUGAUAGCCUGUGGGAAAACGUCACCGACAUUCAGACUAUUCUAGAUGAUUUGAACAGUUGGCAUAAGAUAUCGAUGUCGAAAGAUAUGCUCGCAGUAUUCUCCUGGUUGUUCGUUUCUCUUGGCACCAAAGACGACGCGUUUCUGAUAUACUUACUGUCCAUGGAGAAAUAUGCGAACGACGAAUCUGGACAAUAAGAGAAAAUACAAAAUUGAAGAAACGAGCGAGUAAAGGUGUCAUACCACAAAUAUUUGGAACUAAAUUGAUGUGAAGACUUGAUGACACCUUUAUCCACUCGUUGCUUCAAUCGAUCUUCAGUUAUUUUUGUACGAUUUUCUUCGUUUCUUUUGACUCGGGAAUACAUCACGGUACGAUUUCAGUUCUUUAUUCGUAACAGAAUAGGGUGUCUGAUAUGUACAAUAUUUAUAAAGUUUCUAAACUCUAACAGACAGUACAUGUACACGUGAUAUCAAUAAAGAAGACAAUAACGUUAAGAAUAAAAUAACAUGUAUAACGCCGUGGCGUGAUAGUAAAAUAUGUGUCCCUUAAACUUUGUCUGGUGUAACAUUGAUCCAACGAUCGCGGAAAAUAAUUGUUAGGUAAAAAUCGACGAGGUUAACGAACAGUAGAAUUUGUACAUGCAAUACGCGUGCAAUCGUCGAGGCAACGCACACGUUUAUAAUUAUUUCUUUCGUUGUACGACAAACGUAGCGAUUGUUCAUAAAUAAUGCGCGAAAAGAUCGUGUCGAUCAGCGAAGCAAUAGAUAAAUAGAUAAAUACUGUACGUACAUUUACAAUGUUAAUGCAUCCUCUCUUUACACCGUUCAUAAUUUAAAAUAUCUCUUGACUUAACGCUAGUCAUCAAGGCACUGU
Molecule: messenger RNA, 1943 nt
Organism: Megachile rotundata (alfalfa leafcutting bee)
Lineage: Eukaryota; Metazoa; Arthropoda; Insecta; Hymenoptera; Megachilidae
Biological process (GO): cilium assembly
Cellular component (GO): ciliary transition zone
Source: RefSeq, a predicted model, not a curated record